GUCGAUGGUCUUCCAUGUUGACUUUCAACAGCUCUGUUGAUUUCUCUAACUUUUACAAGACUGGCUUCGACCAGAAACCAGCACAAGAAACGAGAAAGAACCAAGACCAUGAUGCCAUACCAGGUUGACGGGUCCGUGUGAAAUGAAAAUGUCUGGGGACACCACCACCACUAUAGCUAGCAUAUACAUUAGAUAGAUAGAACUACAAUCAAACAAACAACUACAUCAAGAUGUCCGAAGGAGGAAUGAGUCAACACUUGCACGGGAGUGCGUUGUUGGUUCCAUCGGACGACGAUUUGUACGAUGCGGGAUGGGCGAAACACUGGGAUCCUUCGCGAGGUGCCUAUUACUACUAUCCCAUUGACGGGAGUCAAGCGACGACAUGGGAGAAUCCGUUGGUGAAACCGGCCACAUCCAUUUCAGUGGGACGCAACAACAACAACAACAACAAUUCCUUUACUUCUAAAAUGACGGAAAUGAAUUCCAUCUAUGAAGAUUAUGAAGAAGAUGAAGAAGAAGAGGGUUCUGAUUCGUCGUCCUUUUUUGAUCCCAAUGAAGCUUCGUUCUUUCAAGAAUCGGGAGUCUCGUUGACACUGAGUGCCUUGAUGGCAGGAGGCAAAAAGAAAAAGAAACAGACAGAUCAUAAUAGUGCCAGUGUGCAGUCGGCGGCUGCUAAACUCCGUGCUGCCGCAAUGAAUCAAUCCCAGUCGCAAUCCAUGAGCGGUUCCAAACAUCCACAAAAACAAAAAUCACAAGGCUCCAUCAAACAACAGAAAUCACAAGCAUCAUCCUUCAAGCAAUCCCAGCAAUCGUCGGCCAGUCUCAAUCCACUCGAAUUCGCCUCAUCGGGCGAAGCUUCCAUGACUACAGACGACUUACGGAGAUCCAUCAAAAGUCAACUCGAUUCCAGUCAACCCAUUUUCGAGUCUCCCAAUGAAGACGCCAAAAGCAACGACAGCUUUGAAAACUCUCAAUCGGAAGAUGACGACAUUCACAACAGCAUGCCCAACAAUGAAGCUUCCUUUGCCAUGGAUCAGUCCACCAAUCUAAACUCCAAACGAAACAACAUGCACCAUAGUGGAGCCGUCAGUGCCACGGAUGAUGACGACGACUUUUCAUCCUCCUCCGAGCAAGAAGAAGAAGAAGCAUUCGAAGAUGAAGACGAGGACGACGACCGCAAAAAACCACUUCGCAUGCCCCGCCCCAAACCUCCCAAAGACCCCAAUGAACUCGCCGAGAAACGUGCUCGAUUGCAAGAACAGAUCGAUGCCACGGCGGCAUUGAUCGAACGACGACGACAAGACUACGAAGCAUUGUUUCCAGCACACCAACACGAACCAAAGCAUCGCAAAUGUGGACCCCUUCUGGCAUGUCUCGUGUUGAUCUUGCUCGUUACGGGGCUGGUCCUGGGAGGAUACUUUCUCGCCAAAUCCGUCAUUGAUAGCGCCAAUGCCCCAACACCAGCGCCCACGACACCUACUGCCGCCCCCAUUGUCUUGCCGGAUUACACCGAAACCGCCCUCGCCAAUCCCGUCUCGGAACAAGCCACGGCAUUGAAUUGGUUGCAAGCCGAUCCUAACUAUGCCAACUACACACAACAGGAACGAUACACCCGAUUUGCGCUCAUGACACUGUACGUGGCCACGGGAGGAUCGGCAUGGCAACGCACGGAUGGGUUUGUCUUGCCCGAAUCGGCAUAUGCCUAUAAAAGUGCCUGUGAAUUUCCCUAUUAUACGUGUGCCGGACAACCCGUGGCGGUGCCGGCAGUCAGUGUCUCGGCCACAAUCAGUCCAAACAAUACAACUGUGCCGCCGACGACCAUCAAUCCAUUGACUACAGUAGUUCCAGGAACAGCAACGGUGGAGCCCACAAUUGGAACGACCACCAUCAAUCCAUUGGCCACAGUAGUUCCAGGAGGAGGAACCACCAUCAAUCCAUUGGGAACCAUUACUCCCAGCACGACAGCGCCGUUGGGCACGAUUACACCAUCCAAUGCAGCUAGCACAACACCUCCCUUUAUUGUCGGGACUACAACGUCUCCAUUGGGAACCAUUACGCCUAGCACGACAGCGACUACGACCAAUCCUCUACUACCAGUAGGGACAACACCGCCCAUAUUGGAGACCAUUGCACCAUCGGAUCUUACCGCCACAGCAGCACCAGGGACGACAAAUGCUCCUUUGGGAACCAUCAUUCCCACCACGACGGCAUCCACAACACCUCCACUUGUAGGGACAACAAUAGCUCCCACCACUGUGGUGACCACAGCAAACAACGCCACGACAGUAGCUCCCACAACAAACAACUCAACCACAGUUGCAACGACUUCCAAUGCCACAACGGUGGCUCCCACAAAUAACAACUCCACUGCAGCAGUGGCGACCACGAAUAGCAACUCGACGACGUUGGCUCCGACAACUAACAACUCCAGUACAGUGGCACCCUCAACAACCAACUCCACUACAGCGGCUCCCACAACUUCCAACUCCACUACAGCGGCGACCGCAACAAACAACUCCACUACAGUGGUGCCCUCAACAACCAACUCAUCUACAGUGGCUCCCACAACUAGCAACUCCACUAACUCCGCUACUGCGGCUCCCACAACGUUUAACUCCACUACUGCGGCUUCCAAUGCCACAACAGUGGCCCCCACAACUAACAACGCCACUGCAGUGGCGACCGCGGCUUCCAAUGCCACGACAGUGGCUCCCACAAAUAACAACUCCACUACUGCGGCUCCCACCACUUUAAACUCAACCGCGGCUCCCACGAACAACAACAACUCCACCACAGUGGCGCCCUCAACAAACAACUCCACUACAGUGGCGCCUGGACAACGGUACCUACGACAACGACGAGAGCGUGAGCGUUACUCGGGUAACGCCUCGACAGUGUCUGAACAGACUUAUUUAGACGCCCGACAUCAACAAGAACGAGAACUGGAACGACAACUAUACGAAAGCGCAUUUGCCAAGGGCACCACCCUCAACUUGACCGGUCAGGGACUCUUGCAAGGGACCUUGCCACCAGAAAUUGCACUUCUCACGUCGUUACAAAAUGUACACAUCACCAACAAUCCAGGAUUGCUCGGUACCAUCCCUGAUAGUAUACGAUUCUGGCAAGAUUUCCUAUUUAGCUUGAUCCUGUCUGGAAAUUCUCUACAGGGUACGCUUCCCACUAUUGUCGGUCAGCUACGCCAUGUUCGAGAGUUGUGGAUCAACGACAACCAAAUGACAGGCACCAUACCAGAACAACUGGCGUUGCUAUCGCAAUUGACUUCGUUGCAGAUUCAAAACAAUCAAUUCACAGGGACACUGCCCUUAUUGGUUCGGGAAUACCCAUACAUUCAAGAUGUGAACCUCGCGGGCAAUCAAUUUGUUGGACCUUUGCCCACAUUCUACAUCGCCGGUGCAGCCACACAAGUACGACAGAUUUUGCUUUCGAGCAACAACUUUAAUGGCACAAUACCCAGAGAGAUAGGAGCACUGGGCAAUCUGGAAGUGUUGCAACUGCACUCCAAUCCGCUGGUGACGGGGACUGUACCGGAGGAGAUUUGUGCCUUGCCAAAGCUACAGCAACUCACCGUGGACUGCAACAUUGUGGCUUGCACAUGUCAGCAGUGCGAGUGUCCAACUGGAGGGGCCCCGCGUACGGCCGACCUGUUGUCGAUAUUGCCCGCUUACAGCGUUGGUGCCAUCUCAGCCGAUAGUUCCGGUCCACAAGCACAGGCAUACAAUUGGUUGAUCGGGGAUCCUGCCGUGACGACGUACACGAACGAGCAACAGCUGCAGAGGUUCGCCUUGGCCACAAUGUUUUACUCCACCAGUCAACCUCCCGACUACAACUCGUGGGGUACCAGCACUGGUUGGCUCACGACGGAGCAAGGCAAUGAAUGUUCCUGGGCGUCUACACCGUCUGUUUUGUAUCGACUGGAAGAUGCUUCGGCGGGAUUGACAACCUGUCUGGAGAACGCGGCAGCCUACGACGCCUACCAAGCACUUCGGCUAGCCAACAACUCGUUGAUUGGUACACUCCCAGAUGAAAUAGCACUGCUCUCCAAUCUUCAACUGUUCCAAAUUCAUGAGAACGCUUUGUCCGGACCCAUUCCUACAUCCAUUGGUGCGCUCACCGCCUUGACUGUGUUGGAUAUGGAAAAGUCAGGCUUGACGGGCACGGUGCCUACUCAAAUCAUGGCGCUGUCUGCCCUCACCAAGGUCUAUCUUGGCAGCAAUGCGUUGAAUGGCACAAUUCCAGCGCAGAUAGGAAGUUUGACGGCCGUGGACACUCUGCAGCUCAACAUCAACCAGUUGUCGGGGACCAUCCCAGUGGAAAUCGGGCAACUGGCUGCCAAUCUACUCCGUUUGUACAUGUCUGCCAACAAGCUAUGGGGGCCAUUACGGUUCGGACGGCUGACUUCCUUGGUGGAGUUGUAUGUGGACGCAAACGCCCUAACGGGCUCUUUCGAUGUGAAUGGCGUACCCCUGACCACGGCACCUUCAUUGGCGCAUGUAGUACUGUCGAACAAUGAUUUGACGGGUUUGCUGCCGUCGGAACUGGGUUCCAUGCCCGCUCUCCAAGUGUUACUGUUGGACGGCAAUCGAUUCGAUGGGGCCAUCCCUCCCGCGAUCUCUGGUUCAGCAGCAACACUGCAAUGGUUGCAUUUGACAAACAAUCAGCUCACAGGAAUGCUUCCGACCGAGCUUGGGCUCAUGACUCAGCUGGUGGAGUUUCAUGCAGGAGACAACCGCAUUGUUGGAUCGAUCCCGACAGAGCUGGCGCAAUGCUUCCAGCUGCAGUCUCUUGCUAUCGAGACAAACCGUUUGUCCAAUACAAUUCCCCUUGAACUCUUCUUCAUGCCUUCCCUGACCAAAGUCAAGAUUGAUCACAAUGAUCUCCGAGGCACUCUUGCGCCGGAGAUUUCGUUGCUGUCGAAUACGCUGACUUGGAUGGAUCUUUCGUGGAAUGCAAUGAGCGGCUCCAUUCCACUGGAACUUUCGUUGCUCACGAACCUUGAGUGGGUCUACCUUGAACGCAACAACAUGAACAAGGCGAUACCAUCGGAGCUCGGGCUGUUGCCAAAGCUGAAGGAACUUUCGCUUUACGGUAUGCAGCUGACGGGUUCUAUUCCUUCAGAGCUAGGAUUGUUGGGUGCCUCCAUUACAGGUAUUUAUCUCCAUGAGAAUUAUUUAUCAGGAAUGAUCCCCAGUGAGCUUGGACUUCUCACCAAACUUGAGAGCAUUUGGUUGCAUGUGCUAGCCUUGACUGGUACCGUUCCAGCGGAGCUUUGCGCCCUGAAAACCAAUGGGACUCUCAAGACCCUUGCUGUGGACUGUAACCAAAUCACUUGCUCCUGUCAGUGCAGUUGCCCCACAGAAGGUGGCGAUGCUCCCAGGAACAAUCCCACGCUGGCUUCUCUUGCCGAGUCCUUUCAAAUACAAGAUCCAGCCUUUCGUAACCCGCCCAAGGACGCGCCGCCUUCACCAGCGGCUACGGUUGCCGGAGUCAGUGACAGCAGCAGUCUGAGCGGGUUGUUUAGUCAUUCUUAGCUACAGAAACUAGCGACUGGCUACACCCUUUUGGAUCACAGCUCAGUGUUGGUUGGGUGAGAUUAUGAAUGCUAUUAAUAGGGCUUGGUGGAUUCAAUGAAUGCAAACCUUGCUGCAAACCUUGUAUGGCAUUAUGGCAUCAAACCAAACCGCGAUCUUGUAGCAGGUGAAUGCAAUGAAUGGAGCCCCAACCACAUCCACGGUAUAGUGGGCAUGUUGCAAGAGAACACCCGUUGCCACCAGCAAAGUGGAUAAGAGUAGGACGUUUCUGCGCCAUCCUCUCGCAUUGAGGCACAUCAAGGUCGUUGUGGCAGUGUGCCCCGAGAAGAAUAGAUCCUUGGUGUAGUCCGUGCUGGUGUGGAAGAGAAGCCGCAAGACGGGGUCGCCAAGGGGGAUGACUUUGGGCGGAGCUUCCAAGGGUGUCAAGAGGAGUGUGAUGGCUCGAAUGGAAAUGACGAGAAAGAGGGAGUGGUUACCAGCGAGGAGAGCUCUGGGUCGAAAGAGUUGAUCCGAAAAGUAGAGCCCCAUGGAGGAAUAGAGGACCAGAGAGAUGGCAACACUAUUGUCAAUGGGAUCAAACAAUGCCAGUACUGGGUCAAACAAUACCGCACCGUGGCGGUUUGCCACAAACACGAACACUUCGGCAAAGCAGUAAUUUGCAAUCACCAGAGUGACCACCGAGAUGACGAGAUACCAACGUCGCCACGGAACUUGCCAAAAGCCGGACCAACUCAUCUCAUUGUUAUUCUGCUGGCACCAUUUCCGUUUUUCGUCCAUUUCGGAUGGCCUGGACAGCCUGAUGUCUGCGUUCUUGAUGAACCUGACCACACUUGCUAAGACACGCCGUUGGUUGGGGUUGGCCUUUUGUUGCAUCUCGGUGGCAUUGUUUUGCUGGAUUGCCUCCCAAACAGGAAACUUUAUGUGCCACCCGCACGGCCUCUGGCAGCCACAUGGCUUGAUAUGGCAUCCAUUGACUGGAGUAGUAUCGGUUUUGAUGUUUAUGUAUUGGAGAGACGUCGAGGAUUCCUCCUUGCCUCGCACCGAUGCCUCUUCCCCGGCUCAGGACACAGAUACUUCCGACCCUACUACCGAUCUAUCCCUGAGCACCGAUACCGAUUCUUCCUUGAAGGACGAAACGUCGCUCAAAGACAGUCCUCGUGCUUCCGACGGUCAUUGAGUAUCGGAUGGCAACUCGGUUACUGUAACAGUAUAGCUAACAAGUGCAUCGAUAGUGUCCACCACAUUCAUGCGCGAAACACCGUUUGGGCGGGUAUAUUCAGAUUGCUGAAGGGCCCGGUCAACGACUUUCAACGCUACCAUCACCACAGGAAGACACUGUAGUGGACCUGUACCGUAGCAAGGGGGCCACAGAAAAGACACAUUGGACGCACUCCUUCGUAAGCUUGAAGCAUAGAACAACGCUGUAAGUUCGUAGAAAAGUAGAUAGAUUGCCAUUACACGCAGAG
Messenger RNA from Seminavis robusta, 7015 nucleotides. Lineage: Eukaryota; Bacillariophyta; Bacillariophyceae; Naviculales; Naviculaceae. The record is from the annotation of a GenBank genome assembly.